AUAGCGCGUCUUUGUAAACAAACGAAUGGUUGCGGUGCGUCGCUUUGGUGGAGUGUAUUUGCUGAAGCUAAAUUUACCACUCUUGACCGCGGCACGAAAAUGGCACGAAGAAAUGUAUGGACCGUGGAGGAAACGCGCGAGCUACUAGCUAUCAUCAAGGAGCUGGAUUUAAUGAAACUGUUCGGCGAAGAGCGUAACAGCAAGCUGUACCAAAUCGCGGAGGAUCAUAUGAAGCAGCGAGGAUUCUUCUAUAAGGACGCUUUCCAGAUUGAGCACAAAUGGAAAAAUCUCAAAAGGACGUAUCACAAAACGAAGCGAGAAAACUACCUAACGGAGUCGUGUGAAUUUUUCGAAGAACUUGACGAGCUUAUGGCUAUGAAACCAACGAGUUCUAAAACAAAAGAAGUCAGCGAUCGACCGAAACGACCGAGAGCUGUGUUGGAAAACUUUGACCUUUUGCUAACCAAGCUCACCAAGGUGGAACGUGAAAACAAUGACGAAUUCUUCAAAAAACAAAAAGAUCUCGUAGACUACGAGUUUGAUCUGUACACGCAUGAUGAGCGACAGUAUACGACCAAAGUAUCACAGAUGCUUAAUCGAAACAUGAACGAUUUCUGUGCCAAAGCGAAUGAGAUUCUGCUCCAGGAAGGAAUCGUGGAGAAGAUUGUCGACGAGGAGGAGGAACCAAAUCCUGGAGAGUCGAAGCAUAUAGCAGAAUUGACCACCACCGAGCAGCUAGUGGUGUUGGAUGAACAACCCGUCGUUAAGCAGGAGAUUGUAAAAGAAUUUUACCAAACGUGGCGAGAAGAGGAACCGUUUUAACUUGGCGACUAGGGUAGGACCUUCAAUGAAAGCAUGUAACGCAAACAUAUAUGUAAUGCACUCAAUUUAUUCUGUUUCUCGUUUGUAGUUUAACAAAUUCGUCAAGCGUUUUGGCUUACAAUAUAUCCAUACAUAGUUUGGGAAAAUGGUUAGCAAUUAAUUUGUCGCUUCGCUGAUGAAAUAUACC
Messenger RNA from Anopheles moucheti, 1009 nucleotides. RefSeq names its product zinc finger protein with KRAB and SCAN domains 2-like. The record is from RefSeq and is a predicted model, not a curated record. NCBI's taxonomy places the organism in Eukaryota, Metazoa, Arthropoda, Insecta, Diptera, Culicidae. Bases 100 to 822 code for a protein of 240 amino acids. The transcript is spliced from 2 exons.